AAAGCCUCUUCCAACAUGGCUGCUGGGCCGGUGCGCUUCCGGCGCCCGCCUAUGGCGUCAUCGCCGAGCGACCACGGGAAGCCGGCGGGGCUUCUAAACAGCGGCCAUGCUUAGCCGCCUCCAGGAGCUGCGCAAGGAAGAGGAGACGCUGCUUCGGUUAAAGGCCGCCCUUCACGACCAGCUGAACCGCCUCAAGGUUGAAGAACUGGCCCUCCAGUCAAUGAUCAAUUGUAGAAGAGGGGAUGAGAUGACAACUUCUCAUCCUGUACCUGAACAGUCACAUGAUAUGUUAAUGCAUGUAGACAACGAAGCAUCGAUCAACCAGACUGCACUGCAGCUGAGCACAAGAAGCCAUGUGGUGGAUGAAGAUGUGGAAGAGGAAGAAGAGGAAUCUGACUCCUAAGGGGAAUGAAAGCCAGGGUGAGAUGCACACGUCUGAACAGUGACAAGCAUGGGAAGUAGGCCUGAAAGCAACAUGGCACACCACCCGGCAGAGGA
Dipodomys ordii (Ord's kangaroo rat) is the source of this 498-nucleotide messenger RNA. RefSeq names its product small nuclear RNA activating complex, polypeptide 5, 19kDa (gene Snapc5). Lineage: Eukaryota; Metazoa; Chordata; Mammalia; Rodentia; Heteromyidae. The coding region runs from base 107 to 403 and encodes 98 amino acids. Gene Ontology annotation, cellular component: nucleus. Gene Ontology annotation, biological process: transcription by RNA polymerase II; transcription initiation at RNA polymerase III promoter. The record is from RefSeq and is a predicted model, not a curated record. The transcript is spliced from 4 exons.